GGACGGACGCGGCGCCGCCCCCACCGGCAGCAGGCGGGCCCGAGGCGGGCGGAGGAGCGGAGCGGCGGGGAGAGCGGCGGAGCAGGCGGAGAGGUGAGCGCGGUUCUAGUCCCAGUCCCUGCCCCUGUCCCGCUCCCGGCGGCGGUGCGGAGCGGAGCGGGCAGUCCGGGCACGGCGGAACGGCCGUCCGCGGUUGCGGACGGGAGUCCGGGGAGCGCUGGGGGCGCGGGCGUUGCAGCGGGAGCCCGGGGUCGCCGAUGCCUGCGAGCUGUGGGCGGGAGCCCAGUGGGUGCGGGCUGCGGGGCAGUGCGCCGGAGCCCCGGGGUUGCGGGCUGCGGGCGGGAGUGCAAGCAGCGCCGGCGGUGAGGACGAUGCGCCGAGAGCAGGAACCUGGCGGGGUCUGAAUUGUGAACGGGAAGCUUCUGCGGGGUACGGACCCGGGGGAUGCGGGUAGAGAGCCCCGGGCGCACCAGAGUCCCAGUGAGUGUGGGCUGUCUACCAGCAGCACUGGGUAGUGGGAGCCUGGGGUGCGGGAACCUCGGGAAGCAAGAGCACUGGUACGUGCAGGCAGAGAACCCCAGGGAGUGGGAGCCCGGAGGGAGCGGACAGGGAGCCGUGGGGCGCAAUCGGGAGCCCGGAGGGAGUGCGCAGGCAGCCCCGGGGUGCAGUGCGGACCCCCGCGGAGCAGGAGCUGUCGCACCGCCAAGGGGAGCUGGCUGGCUGGAGCUGAGGGAGCGUUGGGUGCCUGGGCUCUGACUCGGAUGCUCUCCCCGCAGGAGGCCGUGGGCCAGACCAGUGGCGAGCCGGGCCGGAUGGGCGGCACGGCGGGGCCAGAGCCCGGGGACCCCCGGGGCGGCUGAGCUGGCCCAUGGCGGCGGGCGCGGGCGCCUUCGCGUGGGCCACCUUCCCCGCCAUGCCCACGCGGCGCGUGUACUGCAGCGCCGCGCACCGCGACGGGCAGCUCUUCGUGCUGGGCGGCUGCGGGGGCGGCGGGCGAGCCCUGGGAACUGCUGAGGUGCUCGACCUCACAGCCCAGCGCUGGACCACGCUCCCACCGCUGCCCACGCCGCGGGCUGGCGCUGCCGCUCUCGUCCUGGGCAAGCAGAUCUUGGUGGUGGGCGGUGUGGAUGCGGCACAGAGCCCCCUCGCCUCCGUUGAAGUCUACCACGUGGAUGAGGGCAAGUGGGAGAAGAAGGCGGCAUUGGCUCAGCCCUCCAUGGGCAUCUCAGCUGUGCAGAGAGAUGGGGCUGUCUAUGCGCUGGGGGGAAUGGGUGCGGACACCUCUCCCCAGGCACUGGUCCGUGUCUAUGAGCCGGCAAAGGACCACUGGCAGCCCCUACCCUCCAUGCCCACCCCGUGUUAUGGGGCCUCUGCCUUCCUGCAGGGAAACAAGAUCUUCGUCCUGGGAGGCCGGCAAGGCAAGCUGCCUGUCACCGCUUUCGAGGCCUUUGACCUGGAGACAAGGAGCUGGACACGCUACCCCAGUGUGCCCAGCCGCCGCGCCUUCGCUGCCUGUGCCAUGGCUGAUGGGGUUGUCUUCAGCCUGGGUGGGCUGCAGCAGCCAGGGCCCCACAACUUUUAUUCUCGUCCCCAUUUUGUCAACACCGUGGAGAUGUUUGAUCCUGCGCAGGGUGUGUGGAGAAAGCCAAACCGCAACAUCCGUAUGAAAGAGAAGAGAGCUGACUUCGUGGCUGGAUGCCUGGGAGGAAGAGUGGUGGCCAUGGGUGGCCUCGGGAACCAGUCCUGCCCACUGGACUCAGUGGAAGGGUUCAGCCUCUCGCAGAAAAAGUGGGAGCCACUGCCCCCCAUGCCCACUGGCCGCUGCUCCUGCUCCAGCUGCCCAGCGCCCAGCCUGCUCUUCGUCAUCGGUGGUGUGGCCCAGGGUCCCAGUGGCGCUGUUGAGGCUCUGUGCCUGCGUGACGUGCCCUGAGCAGGACCCCGGGGACCAGCCCUGGCCAAGCACCAAGUGCCUGAAGACGGGGACAGGGUGUGUGAGCACCAUGUGUUCACCCAGAGUGACCUGGCUCCAAGAAACCUCUGUCCCAUGAUGCCAGGCACCAGAGCAUCUGUGGUUUUGGGAACUCCCAGCUCCUGCAGCGCUGUGGCAAUGAAGCCCAGGGCAGACUCCUGCCUGGUGGGAUGGCCAUCGCCAGCAGUGUGGAGGGAGCAGCGGUGGCAGGACUACCGCUGGCCUCACUGCCCUGUCUGGCCCCAUCUGUGCCGCGGCGUAUCCGUGCCGUGUGUGUAGCAGUGAGUGCUGUGUCGUCGUAGACCCAGUCGAUGUCUCAUGUAGCACAGAGGUGCCCUGUAGCUCAGUGCCUGGGAGGUGACAUAGCACCUCAAAUAAAUUAAACGUGG
This is a messenger RNA of Prinia subflava (tawny-flanked prinia), 2358 nucleotides long. RefSeq names its product kelch domain containing 8B (gene KLHDC8B). Lineage: Eukaryota; Metazoa; Chordata; Aves; Passeriformes; Cisticolidae. The transcript is spliced from 5 exons. The record is from RefSeq and is a predicted model, not a curated record. Bases 869 to 1930 code for a protein of 353 amino acids. Gene Ontology annotation, molecular function: protein binding.